Molecule: messenger RNA, 949 nt
Organism: Sardina pilchardus (European sardine)
Lineage: Eukaryota; Metazoa; Chordata; Actinopteri; Clupeiformes; Clupeidae
Product: urokinase plasminogen activator surface receptor-like
Exons: 6
Coding region: 163-681 (172 amino acids)
Source: RefSeq, a predicted model, not a curated record
GCUUCAACUGGCUUGCUGUCAAGAUGGUUAUUGGUGUCACUUUUGCGAUGAUGAGCCUCCUUUUCUCUCAAGACUGAUUGACUACACCUUUGGUGCUAAAUAGGAAAUGGACUGAAGUGCAUCACGUGCCUUAAUGUAAACGGUUCUUGCACUGGACCAUCAAUGCAGUGCCCCUUAGUUCUUGACUCAUGUUCCAGCAUGACAACUGCUGCUUUCUUUGGGGAUUCAAAGUUACUUGAAGGAAAUUCCAAAGGCUGCUAUCGCAAUGAUCAGUGUUUCAAUGGUUCUCUGAACUAUGGAAGCGUGAGGACCACUUUCAGCACCUCGUGCUGUAACACAGACAACUGUAACACCAGAACACCAGCAGCUGUAGUAAACAACUUCACCAACGGGAGGCAGUGUUUCAGCUGUGUCACGACCAACAACUGCUCAUUGAAACUUCCGUGUCUCGGUAAUGAAGAUCGAUGUGUCACAGCAUCAGUGGACGUAGCAGGACAGACCCUCACCUCAAAGGGCUGUGUCACCAGCAACGUCUGCUCUGGAUUCUUUGCAGCCCAGCUGGAGUCGACAGCAGUGGACCUGUACUGCUGUGAGGGGAACCUGUGUAAUAGCGCCUGGAGGGCAGGCCACAGCGUCCUGCUCCUGUUCUGGACCCUGCUCUCUGUUCUGCUCCUACAAUGAGCUGACUGGCAACUCGGGUGACUCCUCUGCAGUGUCUGUUUUUUUUGUGUUUUUUUUAAGCAAACUUACUUACUCGCAAUGUAACACCUCUCUAUAUGUAAGCCAGGAGCAAAUAAACAAAGCUUUCAUUGCUGUGUAGUAGCAGUUCAAAUCAUAACAAGUAAAUAUUUCAGAUAUUACUCAAUCUGGAUAUUUAUAUCAUUCCCUGCCUGAUAAAACUCUCCUUCAUUCAUAAAAUGUUUACAAUUAUUAAAAGUUGUUGACCAAU